Molecule: messenger RNA, 441 nt
Organism: Knipowitschia caucasica
Lineage: Eukaryota; Metazoa; Chordata; Actinopteri; Gobiiformes; Gobiidae
Source: the annotation of a GenBank genome assembly
AUGGCGCCCGUGGCCGAUGGACGGGGCUUCGCCAGCACUUGCUAUAGGCUCCAGGCAAGAACCGCGGAUACUGGGUUGUCCGGGGGUAUCUGUUUGCCCCUUCUGUGCCACUUGUCUUUAUGUUUCAGCCUGAACUCGUGUCAAGACGAGGACCUGGACCUCUACAGUCUACGCUUCUGCAAAGGGUUUAUAUUUUUCGAGCAGCAGUUUCCUAAAGAACCACAUAAUGAACCGCGAGUGAAGAAGGUGACUGCACGGACUGGACUGAACAUGAAGAGCCUCAAAGCCAAGUUUAAGAAAACUGAUACAAACGAGUGGAACAAAAACGACGAGCGCCUCCUCGCUGCUGUUGAGGUUGGAGAAGUAGACAAGGUGACAUCUCUGCUGGCAAAGAAAGGCACCAGUGCUGUCAAACUCGACAGUGAAGGCAAAUCGGCGUAA